AUGCGCACCCGCACGCCCGCGCGUGAACAGCGCAGGCCCCGCGUGCAGCAGUGCAAAGUCAGUCGAAGAAGAGAGCGGCGGAGCACCUUCCAGUCUCCAGCGUUCCUGCUGAAGCAAGACGUCAGUGCGUCGCCAAAGGAACUACUCCAACUGAUAGAAGAGAAGAUCCAGUUCCUGCUGUUCACUGAGGAGCAACAGGCCAUUCCGCUGAGCUUUGCCGUCCUCAGUGAAGGACUGACCUUUCACCUCCUGCAGCUGCAAAGGAAGACUGAGGAGGAACUCAGCAGUAUUCAUACACAACUUUUGCAGAUUACGGGUCGGCGCCAGCGUGUGACCGUUGAACUGUUACGCCUUGAGAAAAAGAAAGAAAGAAUCGAAGAAGAACUUGUCAGACGCACCAGCCUGCAGGAAUCAGCUGUCCAACUCUGUGCUUUUCGUGGGCUUCAGACCUGCAUCACAAACCUUUUGGAUCAGUCUCAGCAGCUGCUCUUCCAGGAGAAAGCUGUGAGCGAGCUCAGUAACCUACUGACCCAGGACCUGCAGCAGUACCAGGAAGCAACACAGGCACUGACCGAGCUCCUCAGCAGGACACAAGCAAGAGAAGACGUCCACACCUGCCCCAGGGCCCCCGGCAUGCAGGGAAAAAACCAGACCGAACAGGGAAACACAAUGGAAUCUGAAAGUGAUUCAAACAAGCAGCCGGACAGCCUGUCUGAGGAGGAGCCCCUCACUUCGAGAGUGAUCCCCGCACAGAACCCAAAGUAUCAGCUGUUUCUCAACAACGACCUGAAGACAAACGGCCUGAGUGCCAAAGAUGCAGAUGGUCCAGGUGGCGGUGGGUCUCAGGGGGAGAGCAACUCCAGGCUGUCUCGGUGGGAGACCACCCGGCCGGGAGUGAACCACUACAGAGGGUCCUUGGAGUCCCUGGCCUCGCGGGACUAUGACACCAUGUCAGACAGAAUCGGCGUCGACAGUCCUCCACGUGUGUUCAACAGUCCGUACGCGACCACUGCAUCCAUGGAGUACAACCCCAUGCACCGCAUGUCUGACUUCAAGGUUCAGGGCGGUCUUUCUCCUGCCACCUCUGAGAUGAACCUUCUUAGCUACACCAACCGCAGCCCCAGUCCGGUGCCGCUGAGCACGUCCUCCACCCUCAUCUCCAACAGACCCAGGUUCUCAGCCUACGACACACUGUUAAAGAGAAGAACCGACACCAACCACUCUUUGCCGCAGGUGGCGCCGGUCCACUACAGCAUGCGCUCCAACACUAUGGGGGGACCCAAUAGGAAAGAUUUCAUUGAAGAACUCACCAAACAGCUGGACGCCUGCCAGAAGAGGAACCAGUUUCUGGAGGCGGAGAGUGUGGAGAUGGAGAAGGAGCGAAACCAAAUCCGGUUCGAGAUGCGCGGCCUGCUGGUGAACAACGAGGAUCUGCUGAGGACCAACGCUCAGAUGAAUAAUGAGAUGAAGAGGAUGAGGGAGCAGAUGAUCGAGAUCGACCGAGAGAAACAGACGCUGGGAGAGCGCGUCCGGGAGAUGGAGAUUGAAGUGAAGCAGGCCCGGGACAUGAUGGUGGAGGCCAACACGCAGGAGUACGCCUUCAACUUCCUCCAGCAGUCCCUGAAAAACCAGAUACAAGACGCUGAGGAAAACCUGGAGAAGCAGACGCAGCACGCGCAGACUCUCUCAGAGAAGCUGUGGCUGGCUGAGCGGCGGCUGGAGGAGCUGGAAGUGGACAAAGACACGAGAGACAAGAGGUCGUCUGACCUCAACAACACCGUCUUCAGACUGGAGACUGAGCUGGCCGAGGCUCUGCAAAUGUCGACGCAGAACUCAGCUGAGGUCAACUUGCAGCAAAAACUCCGUGAGGAUGCCCAGAACAGGGUUGAGGAGCUGGAGGAGUUGAUGCUGGAGAAAGACCAGGAGCUGCAGAAACUCCAGGUCCUGGUUACCAGGCUACAAGGAGAGGUGUCCGGCAAACUGUUUGACAAGGAGCGGACCCUUGAGGAGGAGAUCCAGCUGAGAGAAAGGCUCCAGCUGCAGUGUAAGCAGGCUGAGAGGACCGUGGAUGACCUGCAGAUGGAACUGCACGCCACCAACCAAGCCAAAGAUGACAUCACCAAGCAGCUGAAGAUGGCUCAGGAGAAGCUGAUUGACCUGGAGACGGACGUGGAGGAGCUCCAUGACAGUGAGCAGAGGUGGGCCGCCAAGCACAAGAGGGCGCUGGAGCAGACAGAGCAGCUGCAGCUGAAGCUGAUCCAACAGAAAGAUCUGAACGAACAGCUGGAGAGUGACAAGGCCUUCACGGAGAGACAGUUGCGUGAGCUGCGUUUGGAGGUGGAGGAGCUUCAGAGCUCCAAAGUUCCAGACGACCUCAUCUCCAGGGCAGAGAGCAAAGUUAAAGAGCUGGAGAACACGCUGAGGAACGAGGAGAGGAACAAAGUUGUUCUCACGAACACCAUCAGUAAACUGGAGAGGAGGAUCAACGAGCUCAGUGAUCAGAUGGAGGAGGAGCACAGAAUAGCAAGCGAACAGCAAGACCUGAUGACCCAGAGGAUCCGCUCUCUGAAGCGGCAGCUGAACGAGUCAGAGGAGGAGGCCAGCAGGAAGGACACGCAGUACCGACACACGCAGAGAGAGCUGGCUGAGGAGAGGGAGACCAACGCUCGGCUGCAGAGGCAGCUCUUGGACCAACACCUGCAGACCAAGCGUAAAGACACAAUGACCAUCCGCCAGACUCUGGACAACCUGCGUCUGGACCUCAGCGUGGACGACGAGGAUGAGGAUGAGGUGAAGGAUCAGCAGCCCACAGGAGAAGUCACCACUGUCUAACUGGUCCCCACCUCUGACCCGGUGAGAAUAGGUGGAACCUAAGGGUUGGAGGUUUUUUAUCGUGAGAGGAAAUAUGUUAUAGUUUUAGACGUCCUUUGUCAAUCACAUGUAAAGUUCAUGAUUCCUUGUCUUCCGUGCUCCCUGGGCUCCACUAGGAUUUCACCCUCCUCUGUCUGCAGUAUUUGUUUCCGCCUCGGCCAAAAUCCGCUAAAAUGAGAGAAGAUGUCUUGUGUUUCUGACAAUUAUUUAUAUUCUCUUCACGAAGAUCACUGCAUUUAUUGUGUUGGCUUGUGGGGCACAGCGUGAUUUCAGUUGUGAUUGAAGUGGUUGGCUGCUGGAUGUCUGCACCAGAUGAUGAGUUCUGUAAAGCAACGUUGAAAGCGGUUGGUGUUGUUUUUAGUCGACCAGAAAAGGCCCGGCCUCAAUCAACAUCUGGAGCUUUUUCACAUUUUUGUAGAUUAUUUUGAAGGAAAGUGAUUCUUCAGUUUACACCUAUUUAAAUUGUAACUGUGCAUUUUGUUAUUUUCCUCCUCACAUCCUUCUGUCCAAGGAUCACAUCCUCCUCUUCUGGUGAUCAUGUCGUUCCUGGGUAUUUAUUUGUGUUUUCACUGGUGAGAAGUCUUUGCCUAAUAAAUUCUUCUCUCAA
This is a messenger RNA of Synchiropus splendidus (mandarinfish), 3478 nucleotides long. Its product is annotated as cingulin-like protein 1. NCBI's taxonomy places the organism in Eukaryota, Metazoa, Chordata, Actinopteri, Syngnathiformes, Callionymidae. The record is from RefSeq and is a predicted model, not a curated record. The transcript has 23 exons. Gene Ontology annotation, cellular component: myosin complex. Bases 1 to 2832 code for a protein of 943 amino acids.